GGGCUGGGCGCAGGAGGAUCCUUGAUUGUAUACUGUCGUGUCCUUCUUUCUCCACUGGCUGUAGUAGAAAAGGAGAAGGCUGCACGCCUCGGCCUUCCCGUCCCUUGCUGCUGCCCUCGCUUCGGACGAAGGGGACGAUGCUAAAAGCCGUGAUCCUCAUCGGAGGCCCCCAGAAAGGGACCCGCUUCCGACCCUUAUCCUUCGAGGUGCCCAAGCCCUUAUUCCCUGUGGCAGGAGUGCCCAUGAUACAGCACCAUAUUGAGGCAUGCACUAAGGUGCCCAAUUUGAAGGAGGUUCUCUUGAUCGGCUUCUAUCAACCCAAUGAUGCCCUCAGCCGCUUCUUGGUGUUAGCCCAGCAAGAGUUUAAAAUCCCCAUCAGGUACCUGCAAGAAUAUGCCGCGCUUGGCACAGGUGGUGGCAUCUACCACUUCCGGGACCAGAUCCUGUCGGGUAACCCGGAAGCUUUCUUCGUGCUAAAUGCCGAUGUCUGCUCGGAAUUCCCUCUCAAUGAGAUGCUCAGCUCCCACAGGCAGCGUGGGGAUCCUGACAGUUUUCUCAUGCUCAGCACCACGGCCAACAGGACGCAAUCUCUGAACUAUGGCUGUAUUGUGGCGAAUGCUGACACACACGAGGUGCUGCACUACGUGGAGAAGCCCAGCACUUUUGUUAGCGAGCUCAUCAACUGCGGCAUCUACUUGUUCACGCCGGCCAUCUUCUAUCACAUCGGGUUGGUCUUCCAGCGCAACCAGCAGGAGCUGCUUCUGGGUUCAUGCAUUGGAGAGGAAAACACCAAUGGCUGGCAGCGAGCUGAAGCCAUCCGACUGGAGCAGGACGUGUUCACGGGACUGGCUGGGCAGGGGCGCCUCUUUGCCUACAAGACAGACGGGUUCUGGAGCCAGAUCAAGUCUGCUGGGUCUGCCAUCUAUGCCAAUCGCCUCUAUCUAAGCUGCUACAAUCAGUGCCACCCAGAGAGACUUGUCCAGAAUAAGCCUGGUGGACCCACCAUCCGAGGAAAUGUCUACAUCCAUCCCACAGCUGUGGUGGAUGCCAGUGCUGUGCUAGGUCCCAGCGUCUCAAUCGGGAAGGGAGUGACAAUUGGAGCUGGAGUGCGCGUGCGGGAAUCCAUCAUUCUGCAUGGAGCUUCUCUCCAGGACCAUACCUGUGUGCUGAACAGCAUUGUGGGCUGGGAUAGCACCAUUGGAAGAUGGGCUCGUGUGGAGGGCACCCCCAGCGACCCCAACCCUAACGAUCCCUAUGCAAAGAUCGACAGUGAGACGCUCUUUCGGGACGGCCGCCUCACCCCCUCCAUCACCAUUCUGGGCUGCAAUGUGACCAUCCCUCCCGAAGUGGUCAUCUUGAACUCCAUCGUCCUGUCCCACAAGGAACUCAGCCGCAGCUUCAAGAACCAAAUCAUUCUCUAAUGGGGCAGGAGGCAACCUCCCCCUCUUCCUCAGGCCUGAUGCCAGAGAAAGGGCCACCGUAAUGCACUAUUGGACCCACUCUCAAGCCGCACCCUGCCGUUGGGCCUCCUGCUCUGGCAUCGGUUCAGAUUCCCCUCCAGGUCUGUCUGUGGAAGGGGGCCAUGAGCUUCUCUUUCUGGCUUCAGGGGUUUGAAGCAGCUCACCUGCUCGCUGCCCUCCAGUGGGAGGAGCCGGCCUCACCCUGAUGCCCUGGUAGUACCUCGCUGCUGAGGAAGGAGGUUAGUGAGGAAAGGCUGCGGAAGCACCAAAGCUGUUGCCUUCUCUUGGUGCCCAGGCUGUGGAGAGAACCUGGGGUGCAGCUACCUGCUCCCUUGGAUCUUGGAGGUCACCAUUCAACACACCCAGUUCCCCCACCCCAAAGCACCUCUCCUGAUUUCCCGCCGAGAGGAUGGAUGCAGGUAGAGUGGGGGAGGCAGUGCAAGGUCAGAGCAGGGGCUGCAGUCCAUGUAGCAGAAAGGUGGGCAAAGAACCACUGCUUCUUCCUCUUGCACCUGUGUAUAAGGCACUGAACAGGCACCGUGGGAGUCUGCUGCAUAAAUGUGAUCUCUCAUCUGUAUGCCAAGCAGCCUCGGUUCCUUUGUAGUGUCAAGAGCCUGCUUUCCAACCUCUCAGAUGGCGGCGAGGAGGAGGGUACACCGAAUCUGCUGCUGCACCGCGUACCCUCUGCAGCAAGCUGAAGUGGUGGUUUCUUUUAAGGCUCCAAGACGAACACACCCGUAGUCAGUGCUAGUGAGGGUCCGGCUGCAGCUGGAUGUAACAAGCGUGCAUUGAGGCAAGUCCUUGAAUGGGUGGGCUUUUCCGUUUAUGGCAGUAUUGGAGGACAGCAUGGGGCCCUUCAGGUGUUGUUGGACUGCAGAUACCUUCAGCAUGCGCUAUUGGCUAUGUUGGCUAGGGCUGAUGGGAGUUGUGGUCCAACAUCUGGAGGAUCCGUUCCCUGCCCCUGAUUUAACGGGAAUAGCUUUUCACAGGGGUUGCAACAGGAGCCUGUAUUGGGGUGAGAGGGAGAGGAGACUCAGUAUGCAUGAAUUUCCCAGAUUCGGGCUGAAUUGCACCAAUGCAGGACGAGGAAAGUUCUUCAGCCAUCAUAUUUACAUUAGUAGGCCUAUGCUCAAAAGGACAAGGGGUUAUUAGACUGAUAAAAAUGCCCUGAUCUGAUUAUCUGUAGUAUGGAUUAGUUAAAAUGGUACAAACCAACAUGUAAUCUUGUUAUGAGAACAAGGAAAAGAUUUUAACUGCUUCAUGCAAUGGAACUGCAGGACCUGUGUCUGCUAAGCCACCCCCGAAGGAGUCCAAACUCCUUUUCCUGACACGUUAGUGUUGCAGAGGUAGUAAAGUUACUGCCCCAUGUAAACUACUUUGUGGACAUGUUCAAAAGCAAUAUAGAAAUAUUUUAAAUAAGUACUGGCAGAUGGUAUAGCUUUUAAAGGAAGUUAAUGAGCAAUUCCCCUAAGAGAUGAAGGAAUGUUUGAGGUCUGCUGUGUCUUCCCACUUGCAUGCUCAGUAAUGGGGAUACUCUGAUGAACCAGGAGCAACACUGGAGAAGAUGGUUGAUGAAGACCUGGAAGGGACAGGAAAGGUCCUGUAGUCUCACUCCCUGGCAUUGAAGGAAGUCUACUGCUACACUUGAUGGGUGGUCGUUCAGCCUCUGCAUGACAGCCCAAACAAAGACCACACCUCUUUCUGGGCAACUGAAAGUGCUUCAUCCUGUUAAACUGAAAUCCUUUUUCUUGAAAUCUGAGCCUGUGGGCUUGGUGCCACUUUCUGGUGCCACAGCAGCCACGUUUCCUUCCAUUCUCUUUACCUUUCCCAGCCUGUUGCCCUCCAGAUGUUUCAAACUUCAGCUCCAGUAGAGUUAGCAUGACUAGUGUCCAGGCAUGCAGCAAGCUGAAAUCCACAACAUCUGACGGGCACCAGGUCAGGGAAGCCCUUCCCAUGGCUCCCAUAUUACCUCUUAAUCAUCUCUUCUGCUAGCUAAAAAGAUACAGCUCAUUCAGGAUUUCCUCAUGGGCCUUCAUCUCCAGGUACCUGCAGGCAAUGGAGUUCUAUUUGGAAGUGGUUCUGUUGCCUGUGAUUGCAUCAAAAUGUAAGCAAUAAAGAGCCUCAUCUAUGGCUGCAGUCCCUCACAGUACCAGACACAGACAAUUCCCUUUAUCUCCCUGCUGCCCCCAUAGGAGGGUCCUCUGUAAAUUUACAGUGAUGAAGAUAUUGACACUUGGGUGCUGUGCAUUUACCCAGCGAGGUGAAGGGGGUGUCUGUGUCUGCAUCCCUUAUUUGGUAUCUAGUCCAAUUAUGUGGCUUGCCGCUGCUUCUGCUAUGAGUAAAUAAAUACAGAUUAUAUGUAAUUACAUAUUUAAGAACUCUUGAGUUGCAGGCCUCUGCAGAAUGGGGUUGGCAGCUGUCUCUUUGUUGGCUUGCGAAGAAAAGGGGAUCGUAAACUGCAUUGCAUCCGGUGCUGGAGAUCUCCAUUGUCCCCGGCCAGGAUGGGGGACAUGUUGGCGAGGGGGUCCCUGUGGCUCUGGAGGGCACCAAGGUGGGGAGUGAUUCCAGCAUUAAGCCUGGUGUCUUGAGGGGCAAGGAAGUUUCCGCCUGCUCUGAGCUUUGCCCAUAAUUUCAGACAGUUUACUGUGAGUCCAACAGGACCUAUGGCUUGGCUAAAUUCCCAGUGGCCCCUAAUUUGGGUAGGUCCAUUUUGCAUUCUGCUGCUUGUCAAGGCUGAAAUACUGGUUUCAUUUAUAAACCCAGCUACAAGUCCAGGCCUCAACUCGGGCAUGCAAGAGAAGUGCUAGAAUAGCAUAAAGCAAUUCCUGCCUUCCACCAAUCUUGAGAGAAUGUCAGUAAAUAAAUGGAGUAAAGAUUUGUGUAAUUAGACUUUUUAUAAAACAGGUUGCAAAGUCCCCUAUCAAAGGCUCCUGAAAAAGGUUAAAUAGUCACGGCAUAUGCAGAGGCAUCCUUUUGUGGAUUAGCAAGUGGCUGCAUGAUAGGAAAUAGAAGGUAGGCAUAAAUGGUCAAUUUGCACAGUGGAGAGAGAUAAACCGCAGGGAGCCUCAAGGAUCUAUAAUGGGACCUGUGCUUUUUAACAUAUUCAUUAAUGACUUGGAAAAGGGAUUGAAGGGGAAGCAGCAAAAUUUGCAAUGAUAAAUUAUUCAAGGUAGUUAAAUCUAAAGCAGAUUGUAAGGAGUUCCACGGGGAUCUUAUAACAGUGGGAGAGGGGGUAAUGAAAUGCAGUGUUGAUAAGUGCAACAAAGUACAUUUGGGGAAAAAAUAACCUCAGCUUUACAUACUCUCUGCAGAGUUUGGAAAUGGCCACUUCCAUUAAAGAGGACAGGCUGCCUGGCCCCAUGCACCCAGGAGCCAUGCUGCAAAAGAGCCAGCCAAGCCUGAGCUAGUCCCACACUCUGGGGGCCAGCAAGCUGCCCAGGGAAAGCCUGCCAGCAAGACACCAGUGCAUCAGCACCCGGCUGCUCCUGGUAUGCAGAGGCCUGCUGCCUCUGAGAAUGGAGGUAAUCUAUGGCCAGUAUAACUAGUUGCCAUUGAUAGCCUCCUCUUCAUUUAAUGCUUCUAAUCCCUUUUUUUCAAGUCAUCCAAGUUGGUAGCAAAUCCAGCUUGCUUCAGCUUACUGGUGGUUCUGUCCAUGACUGGUUCCAGAGGGCAUCAAGGUGGGGUAGUGACUUCGGAAUCCCCGAGAACCAGCCUCCGAGGAGGCUGGGCAGAACCUUCAAACGAAUGCAGUGUCUGGCCUUUGCUUUCCAUGGGAGCCCAGUCCAGAGGAGAGGGCAGGUGCCUCAGUUGUCUGGGCUUUGAGUUGCACUGAAAGCGGCUUGUCAGAUGAUCCUCAGAAACUUGGAGUCAGUGCUAAUUAUCUUAUUUUUUAAAAAGAACAAAAGAAAAUAUUGGCAAAUAUACAGAAAAGAAUGAUCAAAACCACAAAGAUACAGAAAAGUCAAAAUUAGAAAAGUCAAGCUGCGUGUGUGAAAAUGCCACUUCAUUGGGUGCCUGAAAUGGACUUCCUCAGUUUGAUUAUGGGUGGCCGUUAGCAGUUGCCCUUCUAUCUAGUUCUGGACCAAGGGAGGAUCUGAGAGACAAGGAGUGCAGAGCCUCCUUCAGUCUGAGAACCAAAUUCUCUUCCAGGGAUGUACUUGAGGCACUUAUUGCUGUGCUGGGCAGAGCCAGAAGCAAAAGGAGCAGGCCUACCCCAAACACCAGCCUAGAUUAGCUUAAGGUUCUUGCUGCUGGUAAGUUAAGCCUUAGGAGAAGUCUUUCACCUUUAUAGAGUAGGAAAAAUGGCAAAAGCUGCUAAACCACCAAACAAGAGGGGCUGGGGCUGAGGGAAAGAGCAUGUCCUUUUGAGGAACUCCAGGGGAUUGGACUGGGGCCCCUGCUGGGCUUGAGGUUCUGCAUCCUGUCAUAGACUUCGGGCCAUUUAUCCCAGAGGAAGGAGGUCUGGCUCCAUCUAGGUAGAGUCUGGCCGAGUCUUCUUCCGACACGAUGCUCUCCAGCAGUAACGUGGACAAAGGGCCUGGCACCCAGGUGGGGCUGAUGUUAUGGAUAUGCAAAAUGCAAUCCACUCCAAGUAUUCAAGAUACUUUGUUUUUUGGUACAAGAGAAAGAAAAAAGCGAUAUAAAGGAAUGAACAGCCCUUGAUGUCCUGUUCUAAGCAGAAUGCCCGCCUGUCGUCAUUUACCUGCAUGGAGGGGGACUCCUUCCAGAUGCUUGGACGGGCUGUGCCCAAGGCAAGUAGCCUCACCAUUUGCUCUUUCCAGAAGGUUAUCAUGCUGGCCUGUUGCAGCGAACAGUGAAGAAUCUUGUGGCAUCUUAUGCCAGAAUAAAGUUGUUAGUCUUUAAA
Molecule: messenger RNA, 6324 nt
Organism: Varanus komodoensis (Komodo dragon)
Lineage: Eukaryota; Metazoa; Chordata; Lepidosauria; Squamata; Varanidae
Gene: GMPPA
Product: GDP-mannose pyrophosphorylase A
Exons: 13
Coding region: 138-1421 (427 amino acids)
Biological process (GO): biosynthetic process
Cellular component (GO): cytoplasm
Molecular function (GO): transferase activity
Source: RefSeq, a predicted model, not a curated record